Molecule: messenger RNA, 768 nt
Organism: Mycotypha africana
Lineage: Eukaryota; Fungi; Mucoromycota; Mucoromycetes; Mucorales; Mycotyphaceae
Product: 40S ribosomal protein S2
Exons: 2
Coding region: 1-768 (255 amino acids)
Biological process (GO): translation
Cellular component (GO): cytosolic small ribosomal subunit; ribosome
Molecular function (GO): structural constituent of ribosome; RNA binding
Source: RefSeq, a predicted model, not a curated record
AUGGCUGACUCAGCAACGGCCGGUGCUUCUCGUGGACGUGGUGGAUUCGGACGUGGACGUGGACGUGGUGGACGUGGACGUGGACGCCGUGGAGAAGAAAAGAACGAAUGGGUUCCUGUCACCAAACUCGGUCGUCUCGUUAAGGCUAACAAGAUCAAAUCCAUUGAAGAAAUCUACCUUUUCUCUUUGCCUAUCAAGGAAUACCAAAUUGUUGAUUAUUUCCUUCCUAAGCUCACUGAUCAAGUCAUGAAGAUCAUGCCUGUUCAAAAGCAAACCACUGCCGGUCAACGUACUCGUUUCAAGGCUUUCGUUGUCAUUGGUGACGAAAACGGUCAUGUUGGUCUUGGUGUCAAGUGUGCUAAGGAAGUUGCUACGGCCAUUCGUGGUGGUAUCAUCUUGGCCAAGCUCUCUAUUAUCCCUGUCCGUCGUGGUUACUGGGGUAACAACCUUGGUGAACCUCACACUGUUCCUUGCAAGGUCAGUGGUCGUUGUGGUUCUGUCAUGGCUCGUCUUGUCCCUGCCCCCCGUGGUACCGGUAUUGUCGCCUCUCCUACCGCUAAGCGUGUCCUUCAAUUAGCCGGUAUUACUGAUUGUUACACUACCUCUCGUGGUUCUACCCGUACUUUGGGUAACUUCAUCAAGGCUACUUUCGCUGCCAUUGGUAAUACUUACGGUUUCUUGACUCCUGAUCUCUGGGAAGAAACUGAAUACACCAAGGGUCCUUAUCAAGAAUUCUCAGAUUUCCUUGCUCAAAAGCAAAGAAAGUAA